AUGAGUCGGGUUAUCUGGAAACUCCACCCCGCCGCAAUGGCUUCAAGGGUCAAACUGCUAACAUUUAUAAACCAAUAUUUGGCAGCAGCAGACUAUGAUGUCAGAGUGCCGGGGGUCUAUCGAUAUAAGACUGAAAGCGAUAGACGUGGAGUGAAAGGAUUCCCUUUGUUAAGAGAAUCGGUAGAAUUCACUUUUUACUUAUUCAAGAACUUAACAACAACAAGCACUCGCCUGGAUUACCGCCCCAGAUUCGGUCGGCGGUACUUCAACUGCUUUCUUCCACUUUCGGAAUCUGGCAUCCUGGCUUUCAGUGUGGUGACGGCCGGCUCGAGUUUCUUGAGUCGUGCGAGUGCCUCAUCUGGGACGUCCGGACCGAUUGAUGGAGUUUGCAGUGGACGAGGACUUGAUGGACCGUAACCAUAGUAUAUCCCUCAUGCGUCUUCUCGACUCGAGGGGGUAGCUUGCACUACCCACCCUUCUCUUCUCCGAUUGGGAUUUAGACCUAGCCCUCUGGUGUGUCUCGACCCGCGAUAUCAGAUUCCUGAAUCGACUGUGAGAAAUGUCUACGCGCAAAGAUCGACCCAUUGCCACCCGGCUAUGUGGAUCGGGCUCUUGACUGCUUAUCUCCGGCUUUAAUCGCUUGAGGAAAGGGGGUGUCGCCCGAAAGGGUUACGCGAUCAUCCGAUUCCUACCGUAAAAACGUAGUUGAAGUAGGAUUGAACCUGAGUACCAAGUGAAAAGAGUGGCUAUGAUGCUCCAUGGUAUACCCUAGGGAUAACCGUGUCGAGCGCACUGCUCAAUACCCUGAUUUUGUUAGUGUAGGUAUGUCUAGUGGCUGCCUAGGCAGAUUCGCCUAUUCACUACGAAAAAUCUGGGUGAGUACCAUAAGAACCUCCUGUAGGGCCAGGAGUCAAACUAGUCCAGGUUCGGUAUGCUUCGGUAUACUCUCUCACGGGCUAGUCACCUAAGAGUUAAGAACCGCCUUUUUCUGAACUGUGAAUAGAAAAAGAAGGGCGGGAGAAUAUACGGGCGAGGUAAGCACGUCGGAACGGGGUGUGCCCAACUCGUACCGUACGCCCGGACAAGGACCAUCUUUCGUACCCCGUUCACCCGGCACAAGUCCGAUUGUCUCUCCCGAGAGGCGUCGGCGGAGGUUGGCUAACGCCGUCUCUCCAACCAUCGGUUUGGGUUUAAGUAACGCCCCAGUGGCCGGUAGCCAAACUGAUGGAGGCAGAAAUGCCGGUCCGUUGCUAAAUGCGGGAACGGACCAAAACGCCGGUGUGGUGGAUACAGGUGGAAGAGUCUUUUGGUCUACGCAAGAAAAGACCAGGCUCAAGUACGAAUACGACCGUCUUCGUGAACGACGCCGUCGAGACAAAGUUCGAAAUCCUACGGUCGAUAAGGCCAUGGAAAUCCUUUGGGAAGAUCUCCGGUUGAAAAUUGAAGAUAGGUACGGUGUCACAUUGCCGCAAAGAAGCGCAAGCUCUUUGAAAAACCAGUACCCCAAAGUUAUUCUGCGGGGGCUCCCAGAUUCGGGCCUGCCUUGGGCGGGGGUUCAGGUAAAUGAUACUGGACAAGUCGUAGUCGUAGACCAUGCUGAGGCGGCUACCCUUCGGGGGUCCAGCCCAGCAGCGGUCGACGGGGAGGCCGAAGAACCGGUAGUACCCCCGUUACCCGCGGCAGAGGUCGUUGAAUCGGCUGCUGACGCUGCGGUGCCCGAUCCGCAAAGCGAGAUCGUGGCUGACCAGGGUGUGGAGACACGCCCUGUCGAGAACCCCCCCGCUAAUAGCCGGGAGACUGAAACGGAACCCGUAGAGGUAGAGCCUUACCUCGAAGGGCAGUAUAAAUUCUUCGUUUCUAAGAUCCUUGGGAAAUCGAUGUGGCGGAAGCCUAUCAAAUACCCGAGGAGAGUCCCGGAAACCCUGUGGCGUCAAGCCAAUGAGUUGAUUGAGAGAUCGAUUCGACAGGGGGAAGUGUCGAUUCAGAGCCUGAACUGCAUGGUUUAUGCUGCUGGGUGCGCGGUUAAGUCUUCGCUGGACAAGAAGGAUCAGGAAGCUAAGCGGCGUGAAUCCGAGUGGUAUGCGUGUAGGAAGGCCGAGAUUAAGGCACUCGAGAGGUAUCUCAAUUUCAUUGACCUGGAGUUAAAGCGUCGCUCUGCGUCGCGGCCGUUGACAUCAAGGCAAAGGCAGAACUUGGGUGUGCUCAUUACGAAGUAUGGGCGUGCUCGGGUUAGGUCUGGUGUCCGGCUCUCGGAAUUGCAGGCAAUGUUACGAGACGCCUUAGUGGGAAUCCGAAAGUGUAUGGCGAAGCGCUCGGCAGACAAGAAACGGAAACAGGGCAAAUUUGUUCCUAUUCAACGUUACUUAGAGCCUAGCAGUGCGGAGCCUCGACUCUCUCCAGACACGGUUCGUGCAUAUUGGAAUGACAUUGUGGGAUCUUCCCAACAGUCAACGUCAGAUUCGACGAUUCAAGACUGGUCUUCCAAUUUAAGCGUUCCGAGUCAAGAGUUGAACGCAAGUAAGAUCAUGGGGUGGUGGAGAGCCGCCGUUUCGAAGAGCAAGCCCAACAAAGCUGCUGGUCCUGAUGGUAUUCCCGGGGUACUGUGGAAACGCUUCAGGUCGGCUAGUGAGUGGGUUUGUACCUGGUUAUAUCGCUUAUUACAGAAGCGAAGGAUAAUCACGCCAAGAUGGUUGUCUGUUGGUAGAGUCGUAUUGUUACCAAAGAAAGGACCUCUCGAGGAUCCCGCCAACUAUAGACCCAUCGCGUGCCUGAACACUGUAUAUAAGUUGAUAACCUCGGUAGUAGAAAUGGCAGUUCGAGAGCAGAUCCAGGCUUGUCCUGGACUAGUCCCAUACGAGCAGAUAGCUAACCGUAAAGGCGUAUGGGGCUGUACGCAUGCGAGUAUCGUAGACCGUAUGAUAACCGGUGCAAGCCGAGAAGGUAAGGGCGGUGGGUUUCCGGACCUACGCGUCCUAUUUUACGAUUGUAAAAAGGCCUUCGACAGCGUAAACCGAGAUCAUAUGUUCGCUGUUUUGAGAGUAGCAAACGUGAACGUUAAGGUCGUGCAUCUACUCCACACACUAUCUCAGCAAUGGUGUGUCCGAUACGAGCUCCGUCGAAACAACCGUGUGGAGAGAAGUAGCCCGCUGAGGGUGAAAAGAGGACUGCUGCAAGGCGACACUCUCUCUCCUACAUGGUUUUGCCUAUGCAUGGCUCCAAUAUCAGCCUCUAUUAAAACCCUUAACCCUGGCCCAACCCUUCGGCCGAACAUGGGGAAUGGGCGAAAUAGAGGGCAGGUGGCGAUCCAAGUUAGUCAUGUGUUCUACAUGGAUGACUUGAAAGUGUAUUGCCCCCGCGUAGCCGAUCAACGCAGAAUGGAACAGAAUAUUCCACAGUUGUUCGGUGAAAUUGGACUAAGCAUAAAUGCGAGUAAGAGCGCAGCAGCCGCAGCCGUGGGAAGAUACGUUGAAUCCGAGUUGCCAGUUCUUGGGACGAAGGAUGAGUACAAGUACCUGGGAAUAGAAAGCGGUUUUGUUGUAAAUGAGGUGGCCGCCCUUGACAGAAUGCAGGCCGUUCUGCUAAACCGUGUAGAAGCGAUUCUAUCGGUUAAAGAACAUACUGUUGGUCAGAGGCGCGACGCUAUACGAGCGAAAGCGAUCCCUGGGGGGGCCUAUAUCCUGGGUCACAUCAUUUUGAGUGACUUGGACCCCAGGGGUGCUGCUGAGCGCAUGCGUCGGUUGGAUAUCGAGAUUCGGCGUUUAGUCAAAUCAGCUGGUAUUCUUCACGACAAGUGUAGUACAGCGCGUAUUCACCUUAGCUGUGAACAGGGAGGUCUAGCUUGGCCGUCGAUGGAGAGAGCUUAUUAUGUAGCAGUUGCAUAUUCAGCCUCCUAUCUUCUGACAAGUCAAGACGAAACUAUCAGUCGUGCCAGAGACUACUUCGUCUCGGGUCGAUUGAGUAACAAGUUUACUGUUUACAAGCACCUUACGAGCAUCGUAGACUCCCUUGGUUUAUCGGUAGAACUGCCGGAUCCGAAUGGACUUCCUACCGGUCAACCGUCCGUCCUGGCUAGAACUAUUGCGAGAGCGAUAGAUGCCAAGUUGGAAGCGCAGUGGAAGGAAACUUUGCUAACUUACCAGCGCGCAGGGCGAGUCGAAAGGGCAGAUCCGACGGUCGUGGACCAUGCAAACUCAUACCAUUGGUUGAGAAAAGCAUGGAUAAACGAGAAAGCGUACCAACAUGCCGUGAGUGUUAUGGAGGGAACUCUUUUGGAGGGAGUGAACCCUCACGGUGUGUUGACCAUGUGUAGAGCGUGUAAAGCUCCAAGUGCAAGCAUUGCUCACAUCAUUACUGGCUGCGCCGAAUUGCGCAAAAGCCAUAUGAAGGUGAGGCAUGAUGGAGUUACUCGCUGGCUAUACAAUGCUCUGACUGAGGUAGAUGGUAGCCUACCGAAGUUCCACUAUACGCAACAGAUCCCGGCAGAGAUGAGGGGUGAGCGACUCACUGUCCGUUACGACUCGGACAUAGUUACUCCCAAUAAACCUCGUCACAACAGACCGGAUCUUGUUGUCUUCGACUCUACUAGAAAGGUGAUUUAUAUAGUAGAGGUCAGUGUAACGUGGUUGAGUGUGUUGCAAAAGCAAUACGAUAACAAGCUCAACAGGUAUGCAGUGAACAGUAAUCACGAGUUCAGUGAGAGCAUACCAUAUCCGCCUGGUGUGAACCUUGCUAACGAGAUAAGGGUUUUGUAUCCUCAGUUUACUGGGGGUGUGAAGGUAUUCCCUAUGAUUAUCUCGCCAACAGGGGAAGUACACAUGCAAUUUGUGCCCCACCUUGCAGAGUUACUCGAAAAUCCGAACAUUCCUCGGAUUCUAGAGAAAAUUCAACGCUCGGUUGUGCUUGGUACAGAUUACAUUAUCCGGUCAUACUUCGCCAUGUAAUUAGGCAGUGCUCCUAGCGGAGUGCCGUGAAGUGGUGUCAGUACCCGUCGUGUGGAAAGCCCAGGAGGGUUAGUACCGACAGUGGGAAACCCGCUGCACGCAACCUAAAGACAUUUGCCCUUCGGGGGAGAGGUAUGAGACCACACUAGUCAUGGUUGCUUGCGCAAGCAUGACUCAUUCAUUGUAAGUUCGUAUUAUGAGGCCUCGCGGAAUGCGAAAGUCCAAGAGCGCCAACUUGUCUCUUUGGGAGGUUCCUCCGGGUUCCUUAGGGUUGGCGUACCAUGCUUCGUGUGAGACCUAGGCCGCUUGGACCUAGAGUUAAGCUGUUGCAUGUUUGAGGAUGCCUUAGGCGGACGCCAUGGUGACGCGUAUGAAUGCCGGUCUGGGAACUGGGGUGCCAGCGGUGUUGAUUAGGUCCAAGUUCUUUGGCCAAAGAUCCGCCCUCGGUUUAGCAGUACCGAACGAGUAUACCUUCAAGUGGUGGCACUGAAUUAGACUGAAUACUCUGAACUGUAGACUUUUGUGCAACUGUGUAUGGUGUGGAAGACUUGUUUGUACCACUAUCAGCUUUAUUGGGGCUCGUUACUGUUUCAUACAGGUAGAUGUCCCCUUUAGAGAUUUCCCUGCAGUUUGCGCUCCAAGUCGCUAGCCUCUUGCGUGUAGUCAAAGGAAUACAUUCGCCGUCGGUGACAGGGCUAUACCCGGCGACUACGGACUUGUUUAUUACGUAGUGCAGCCUCGUUUAAGACGAAUGUGAAAAGAAGGUGUGAUUACUAAGCGUUAUGAGUCGGGUUAUCUGGAAACUCCGCCCCGCCGCAAUGGCUUCAAGGGUCAAACUGCUAACAUUUUAAACCAAUAUUUGGCAGCAGCAGACUAUGAUGUCAGAGUGCCGGGGGUCUAUCGAUAUAAGACUGAAAGCGAUAGACGUGGAGUGAAAGGAUUCCCUUUGUUAAGAGAAUCGGUAGAAUUCACUUUUUACUUAUUCAAGAACUUAACAGCAACAAGCACUCGCGAGGAUUACCGCCCCAGAUUCGGUCGGCGGUACUUCACCUGCUUUCUUCCACUUUCGGAAUCUGGCAUCCUGGCUUUCAGUGUGGUGAUGGCCGGCUUGAGUUUUCUUGAGUCGUGCGAGUGCCUCAUCUGGGACGUCCGGACCGAUUGAUGGAGUCUGCAGUGGACGAGGACUUGAUGGACCGUAACCAUAGUAUAUCCCUCAUGCGUCUUCUCGACUCGAGGGGGUAGCUUGCACUACCCACCCUUCUCUUCUCCGAUUGGGAUUUAGACCUAGCCCUCUGGUGUGUCUCGACCCGCGAUAUCAGAUUCCUGAAUCGACUGUGAGAAAUGUCUACGCGCAAAGAUCGACCCAUUGCCACCCGGCUAUGUGGAUCGGGCUCUUGACUGCUUAUCUCCGGCUUUAAUCGCUUGAGGAAAGGGGGGUGUCGCCCGAAAGGGUUACGCGAUCAUCCGAUUCCUACCGUAAAAACGUAGUUGAAGUAGGAUUGAACCUGAGUACCAAGUGAAAAGAGUGGCUAUAAUGCUCCAUGGUAUACCCUAGGGAUAACCGUGUCGAGCGCACUGCUCAAUACCCUGAUUUGUUAGUGUAGGUAUGUCUAGUGGCUGCCUAGGCAGAUUCGCCUAUUCACUACGUAAAAUCUGGGUGAGUACCAUAAGAACCUCCUGUAGGGCCAGGAGUCAAACUAGUCCAGGUUCGGUAUGCUUCGGUAUACUCUCUCACGGGCUAGUCACCUAAGAGUUAAGAACCGCCUUUUUCUGCACUGUGAAUAGAAAAAGAAGGGCGGGAGAAUAUACGGGCGAGGUAAGCACGUCGGAACGGGGUGUGCCCAACUCGUACCGUACGCCCGGACAAGGACCAUCUUUCGUACCCCGUUCACCCGGCACAAGUCCGAUUGUCUCUCCCGAGAGGCGUCGGCGGAGGUUGGCUAACGCCGUCUCUCCAACCAUCGGUUUGGGUUUAAGUAACGCCCCAGUGGCCGGUAGCCAAACUGAUGGAGGCAGAAAUGCCGGUCCGUUGCUAAAUGCGGGAACGGACCAAAACGCCGGUGUGGUGGAUACAGGUGGAAGAGUCUUUUGGUCUACGCAAGAAAAGACCAGGCUCAAGUACGAAUACGACCGUCUUCGUGAACGACGCCGUCGAGACAAAGUUCGAAAUCCUACGGUCGAUAAGGCCAUGGAAAUCCUUUGGGAAGAUCUCCGGUUGAAAAUUGAAGAUAGGUACGGUGUCACAUUGCCGCAAAGAAGCGCAAGCUCUUUGAAAAACCAGUACCCCAAAGUUAUUCUGCGGGGGCUCCCAGAUUCGGGCCUGCCUUGGGCGGGGGUUCAGGUAAAUGAUACUGGACAAGUCGUAGUCGUAGACCAUGCUGAGGCGGCUACCCUUCGGGGGUCCAGCCCAGCAGCGGUCGACGGGGAGGCCGAAGAACCGGUAGUACCCCCGUUACCCGCGGCAGAGGUCGUUGAAUCGGCUGCUGACGCUGCGGUGCCCGAUCCGCAAAGCGAGAUCGUGGCUGACCAGGGUGUGGAGACACGCCCUGUCGAGAACCCCCCCGCUAAUAGCCGGGAGACUGAAACGGAACCCGUAGAGGUAGAGCCUUACCUCGAAGGGCAGUAUAAAUUCUUCGUUUCUAAGAUCCUUGGGAAAUCGAUGUGGCGGAAGCCUAUCAAAUACCCGAGGAGAGUCCCGGAAACCCUGUGGCGUCAAGCCAAUGAGUUGAUUGAGAGAUCGAUUCGACAGGGGGAAGUGUCGAUUCAGAGCCUGAACUGCAUGGUUUAUGCUGCUGGGUGCGCUGUUAAGUCUUCGCUGGACAAGAAGGAUCAGGAAGCUAAGCGGCGUGAAUCCGAGUGGUAUGCGUGUAGGAAGGCCGAGAUUAAGGCACUCGAGAGGUAUCUCAAUUUCAUUGACCUGGAGUUAAAGCGUCGCUCUGCGUCGCGGCCGUUGACAUCAAGGCAAAGGCAGAACUUGGGUGUGCUCAUCACGAAGUAUGGGCGUGCUCGGGUUAGGUCUGGUGUCCGGCUCUCGGAAUUGCAGGCAAUGUUACGAGACGCCUUAGUGGGAAUCCGAAAGUGUAUGGCGAAGCGCUCGGCAGACAAGAAACGGAAACAGGGCAAAUUUGUUCCUAUUCAACGUUACUUAGAGCCUAGCAGUGCGGAGCCUCGACUCUCUCCAGACACGGUUCGUGCAUAUUGGAAUGACAUUGUGGGAUCUUCCCAACAGUCAACGUCAGAUUCGACGAUUCAAGACUGGUCCUCCAAUUUAAGCGUUCCGAGUCAAGAGUUGAACGCAAGUAAGAUCAUGGGGUGGUGGAGAGCCGCCGUUUCGAAGAGCAAGCCCAACAAAGCUGCUGGUCCUGAUGGUAUUCCCGGGGUACUGUGGAAACGCUUCAGGUCGGCUAGUGAGUGGGUUUGUACCUGGUUAUAUCGCUUAUUACAGAAGCGAAGGAUAAUCACGCCAAGAUGGUUGUCUGUUGGUAGAGUCGUAUUGUUACCAAAGAAAGGACCUCUCGAGGAUCCCGCCAACUAUAGACCCAUCGCGUGCCUGAACACUGUAUAUAAGUUGAUAACCUCGGUAGUAGAAAUGGCAGUUCGAGAGCAGAUCCAGGCUUGUCCUGGACUAGUCCCAUACGAGCAGAUAGCUAACCGUAAAGGCGUAUGGGGCUGUACGCAUGCGAGUAUCGUAGACCGUAUGAUAACCGGUGCAAGCCGAGAAGGUAAGGGCGGUGGGUUUCCGGACCUACGCGUCCUAUUUUACGAUUGUAAAAAGGCCUUCGACAGCGUAAACCGAGAUCAUAUGUUCGCUGUUUUGAGAGUAGCAAACGUGAACGUUAAGGUCGUGCAUCUACUCCACACACUAUCUCAGCAAUGGUGUGUCCGAUACGAGCUCCGUCGAAACAACCGUGUGGAGAGAAGUAGCCCGCUGAGGGUGAAAAGAGGACUGCUGCAAGGCGACACUCUCUCUCCUACAUGGUUUUGCCUAUGCAUGGCUCCAAUAUCAGCCUCUAUUAAAACCCUUAACCCUGGCCCAACCCUUCGGCCGAACAUGGGGAAUGGGCGAAAUAGAGGGCAGGUGGCGAUCCAAGUUAGUCAUGUGUUCUACAUGGAUGACUUGAAAGUGUAUUGCCCCCGCGUAGCCGAUCAACGCAGAAUGGAACAGAAUAUUCCACAGUUGUUCGGUGAAAUUGGACUAAGCAUAAAUGCGAGUAAGAGCGCAGCAGCCGCAGCCGUGGGAAGAUACGUUGAAUCCGAGUUGCCAGUUCUUGGGACGAAGGAUGAGUACAAGUACCUGGGAAUAGAAAGCGGUUUUGUUGUAAAUGAGGUGGCCGCCCUUGACAGAAUGCAGGCCGUUCUGCUAAACCGUGUAGAAGCGAUUCUAUCGGUUAAAGAACAUACUGUUGGUCAGAGGCGCGACGCUAUACGAGCGAAAGCGAUCCCUGGGGGGGCCUAUAUCCUGGGUCACAUCAUUUUGAGUGACUUGGACCCCAGGGGUGCUGCUGAGCGCAUGCGUCGGUUGGAUAUCGAGAUUCGGCGUUUAGUCAAAUCAGCUGGUAUUCUUCACGACAAGUGUAGUACAGCGCGUAUUCACCUUAGCUGUGAACAGGGAGGUCUAGCUUGGCCGUCGAUGGAGAGAGCUUAUUAUGUAGCAGUUGCAUAUUCAGCCUCCUAUCUUCUGACAAGUCAAGACGAAACUAUCAGUCGUGCCAGAGACUACUUCGUCUCGGGUCGAUUGAGUAACAAGUUUACUGUUUACAAGCACCUUACGAGCAUCGUAGACUCCCUUGGUUUAUCGGUAGAACUGCCGGAUCCGAAUGGACUUCCUACCGGUCAACCGUCCGUCCUGGCUAGAACUAUUGCGAGAGCGAUAGAUGCCAAGUUGGAAGCGCAGUGGAAGGAAACUUUGCUAACUUACCAGCGCGCAGGGCGAGUCGAAAGGGCAGAUCCGACGGUCGUGGACCAUGCAAACUCAUACCAUUGGUUGAGAAAAGCAUGGAUAAACGAGAAAGCGUACCAACAUGCCGUGAGUGUUAUGGAGGGAACUCUUUUGGAGGGAGUGAACCCUCACGGUGUGUUGACCAUGUGUAGAGCGUGUAAAGCUCCAAGUGCAAGCAUUGCUCACAUCAUUACUGGCUGCGCCGAAUUGCGCAAAAGCCAUAUGAAGGUGAGGCAUGAUGGAGUUACUCGCUGGCUAUACAAUGCUCUGACUGAGGUAGAUGGUAGCCUACCGAAGUUCCACUAUACGCAACAGAUCCCGGCAGAGAUGAGGGGUGAGCGACUCACUGUCCGUUACGACUCGGACAUAGUUACUCCCAAUAAACCUCGUCACAACAGACCGGAUCUUGUUGUCUUCGACUCUACUAGAAAGGUGAUUUAUAUAGUAGAGGUCAGUGUAACGUGGUUGAGUGUGUUGCAAAAGCAAUACGAUAACAAGCUCAACAGGUAUGCAGUGAACAGUAAUCACGAGUUCAGUGAGAGCAUACCAUAUCCGCCUGGUGUGAACCUUGCUAACGAGAUAAGGGUUUUGUAUCCUCAGUUUACUGGGGGUGUGAAGGUAUUCCCUAUGAUUAUCUCGCCAACAGGGGAAGUACACAUGCAAUUUGUGCCCCACCUUGCAGAGUUACUCGAAAAUCCGAACAUUCCUCGGAUUCUAGAGAAAAUUCAACGCUCGGUUGUGCUUGGUACAGAUUACAUUAUCCGGUCAUACUUCGCCAUGUAA
Messenger RNA from Bursaphelenchus xylophilus (pine wood nematode), 10662 nucleotides. Lineage: Eukaryota; Metazoa; Nematoda; Chromadorea; Rhabditida; Aphelenchoididae. The record is from the annotation of a GenBank genome assembly.